Molecule: messenger RNA, 627 nt
Organism: Drosophila grimshawi
Lineage: Eukaryota; Metazoa; Arthropoda; Insecta; Diptera; Drosophilidae
Exons: 4
Coding region: 1-627 (208 amino acids)
Source: RefSeq, a predicted model, not a curated record
AUGGGUUCAAGUCGCUCCCAUUCUUGUGGCAACUUCUUAGUUGAAUUGGCUCUAAUCUUGCUGACUGUAAAGCUGACCAGUGCAGUGCUGUUCUUUCCACGUGGCUCUUCAAUAGGAUUGUUGACCGCAGUUGCCAUACCAUUGGAUCUGACAUAUCGCAAUGUGUAUAUGGCCUUCAACUUUGAGUCCAACUACGGCUUGCCAACAAAUAACUCCGUUAAUGAGUGGAUCGAUAGGUGGGAUCUCGAUGAGCAAUUUCUGGGCAUUGGGAGCAAUGUGACGCCCAUCGAUGGACGCAAUCUGGAGAAACGUGCGAUUUCACGUCACGACUUCUAUCGCGCGAUUGUUAACUAUUUGGGUCAGUAUGGCUACAAUGGCAGCGCCUGUUUGCUGCGCACUAUCUGCGAGGUGAGCGCAGCUCCGCUGGAUGCCGACAACGGCGUAUGGGGCAGCAUAUUCAAAAUACUCUUCAUGCCAACGACAAGCGCCGCCGAGUUGCGGCUCCAGCACGUGGACAGCCUCUACGAUGCUUCACAUUUUGGCACGCGCGGAAUGGACUCGGACUGUGCUGAUUACGUGGCUGGUUGUGCGCACAGCAUGCUGGACAUGAUAAGCGUUCUGCUUUGA